CGCUGGCCGCUCCGCCGCCCGGACCGGGCCGGGCCGCCGCCAUGCUGAGCCGGCUCGGGGCGCUGCUGCAGGAGGCCGUGGGGGCGGGGCACCCGAGUCACCUCAUCACCUCCGCGGCCGCCUCUAGCCCGUGUCCCUGCUCUCUCUGCAGCGGGAGCCCAGCAUCGACCUGCUCGAGGCCUUCGUGGAGCACUGGAAAGGCAUCACACACUACUACAUCGAAAGCACAGAUGAAAACACCCCCGUCAAGAAGACAGACAUCCCCUGGCGGCUGAAGCAGAUGCUGGACAUCCUGGUGUACGAGGAGCGGCAGCAGGCGGCCGCCAGCGAGGCCGGGCCAUGCCUGGAGUACCUGUUGCAGCACAAGAUCCUGGAGACCCUGUGCACGCUGGGCAAGGCCGAGUACCCACCGGGCAUGCGGCAGCAGGUGCUCCAGUUCUUCAGCAAGGUGCUGGCUCAGGUGCAGCACCCGCUCCUGCACUACCUCCACGUCCACAGGCCGGUGCAGAAACUCCUCCGGCUUGGCGGGGCCGCGCCCGGGUCCCUCACGGAGAAGGAGGAGGUGCAGUUCACCACCGUCCUCUGCUCCAAAAUCCAGCAGGAGCCAGAUCUGCUCACGUACAUCCUGGAGGGUAAAAAGAUGGUCAGCGGGAAGAAAGCAUCCAGAGAGACCACCGCCCUGCCCAGCACGGCGGCCAGCGCCAGGGACCAGCCCGCGCCCAGCCCGGCUCCCGACAGGACUUCCCGCGGGGCCUGGGCCGGGCCCCCUCGGCCGCCCGCAGAGACGGAUGAGCCGGACGGAGGGGCCGGGGACAGCAGCCUCGUCACCUCCCUGCUGGGCCUGUGCAGGAGCAAGAAAGGCCGCGUGGCCCUGAAGGCCCGCGAGAACCUGCUGCUUCUGCUGAGCCUGGCCUCCCCGGAGGCUGCCACCUACCUGGUGCACAGCCGGGCCUGCUGCCCCGCCCUCGCCGCCCACCUGGGCCAGCUGUACCAGGCCCUGCCCGCCUUCCUGGACCCCGCGGACGUCGCUGCUCUAGAGGGCGUCAGCUGGAGGCUGCCCAGUGCCCCGUCCGACGAGGCCUCGUUCCCUGGCAGGGAGGCCUUGGCUGCCUUCCUGGGCUGGUUUGAUUACUGCGACCACCUCAUCCUGGAGGCGCACCCGGUGGUGGCAGACGCUCUGGCCAAGGCUGUGGCUGACAAGUUGCUGGUGGAAAUUCUGCAGCCGCAGCUGCUGCACGUGUCCGAGCAGGCCCUGCUGACCGCCACCGCGCUGCUCACGGCCAUGCUGCGCCAGCUCCGAGCGCCUGCGCUGCUGCGGGAGAUGGUCGCGUUCCUCUUGGGCCCCGACCAGCCCCCUGCCUCGGCUGCCCCUGACGACAGCCCCCCGACACUGUGCACCCACCUCAUCAGGCACUGUGACCACCUCUCCGAGGAGAUCAGCAUCACCACGCUGCGGCUGUUUGAGGAGCUGCUGCAGAAGCCGGACCCGAGGAUCGUCCACAGCCUGGUCCUGUGCCAUCUCGAGGGCCGCCCCUACGUGGCGCGGGGCUGUCCCGAGCCCGAGAACUACGAGGACACCCUGGAUCUGGAGGAGGACCCCUACUUCUCCGACGGCUUCCUCGACGCCGGCUUCCAGCCCUCGGCCAAGCCUCCGCCCGCCCCGGCCACUAACUCCGACGGCAGAACCGCGGUAACCGAGAUCGUCAACAGCUUCCUCUGCCUGGUCCCCGAGGAAGCCAAGACCUCCGCCUUCCUGGAGGAGACGGGCUACGACACAUACGUCCACGACGCAUAUGGACUGUUCCAGGAGUGCAGCUCCCGCGUCGCCCCCUGGGGAUGGCCCCCGAGUCCCGCCCCCCUGGACCCCCAUGAGCCCGAGCGGCCCUUCUUCGAGGGCGCCUUCCUGCAAAUGCUGUUUGACCGCAUGUCCCGGAUCUUGGAGCAGCCCUACAGCCUGAACCUGCAGGUGACCUCAGUCCUGUCCCGGCUUGCCCUCUUCCCCCACCCCCACGUCCACGAGUACCUCCUGGACCCCUACAUCAGCCUGGCCCCCGGCUGCAGGAGCCUCUUCUCUGUGCUGGUCAGGGUGAUCGGGGACUUGAUGCAGAGGAUUCAGAGGAUACCCCAGUUCCCGGGAAAACUGCUGCUGGUGCGGAAGCAGCUGAUGGGCCAGGUCCCCGGGGAGCACUUGGACCACCAGACCCUGCUCCAGGGGGUGGUGGUGCUGGAGGAGUUCUGCAAGGAGCUGGCGGCCAUUGCCUUUGUCAAGUUCCCCCCGCACGGCCCUCACCUGGGCCUCCCCGCGCCGCCAGAAGGCCACGUCUGAGCCAGCCGCACGCAGGGCAGGGGAGGCUCCAUCCGCGCCUCCGCGCACCUGGCAUGCCAUGACCCCGCGCAGGACAUGACUUGGCUUCGCCCCUCCCUCCGUGAGGCCUGGACUCCCUCGCCCAGGUCCACUCAGCGCCCUGGCCAGACGACCACCCCAGAUGGGGGUGUCAGGCAGUGGGUCUCGUGGGUGCCAGAUACCGAGGUGCCACAGACAGCCUCCUCCCGGGAGCCCCGUGUCCUCGGGGCCUUCGAGGGGGAGCUGGUGCCCGUCCCUGUCGGCCGCUCGUGAGUCAGUGCCAGGGGCACGAAGCGCUGGCUGCUGGCUCCCAGGGUGCUCGUGGCCCACAGGCUCGAGGGCUGUCCGUCACGCCAGGGGCUGUGGGCGCCGCUGAGACGUGAGGCCGGUGCCCGUCCAGCCUUCCUGGCCGAGCCCGUGGGGAGGGGGCUGUGAGGCCGCCGGCCCCUCUUCCUGUCCGGCCCUCCCGGAGACGGUUGCAAAACUUCCAACUGCCUGAUGGCAAAUGCCCAAAGCAUGUUCCGCGCCCAGGCGGGGGCAGCUGCUAAUGAGAACCUUGAUGCAACGAGCCAGGGCGGGAGGGGGCCGGGGGAGCCGGGGGGGCCCGGUGCCAGGCCCCGCUCCAGCUGGUUCGUCUCUGGCGCCUUCUGAACCCGUCUCGGCAGGUCGGUCGCACCUGGGCAGAGGGGUUCAGAGGCCCAGCGGGAGGCCCGGCUUUGCCUGGCGCAUCCGGCCCAGCCCCUGGCAUGGCGGGCCCCAUGGCACAGCUCUGGGGGAGCAGGAUGCCCACCCGUCCACAGACAACCCCCCCAGGCCCUGGCAGUGUGGGGCGGGGGCCCGGCACCCAGGGCCCGGUGUUCUCCACAUGCCCUCCGUGGCUGGGGCGGCCACCCCGCCCCGGCGAAUCUGUCUCGACCUGCGGCAGCACACAGGCGGCGCCAGGCAUUACCUCAGAGCAGGGCCGCAGUUGCUGGCGUGGCUCCUGGGCAAGGAGGAGCAGGCCAGAGCCCCUUUCACUUCCUUUUCCUGCCCAGGCCGCUUCUAGAAGCCGGCCACAGGUUGCCAAGAGGUGACAUGAAAGCAGAGGAAACCCGGUGACCUCUCACGCUCUCCCUCCCUCCUCCAGGGCCCCGCACACGCACGUGCACGCCACCGUGUGCCCCUGUGUGUAUGUGUGUGUGCGUGUGUGUGUGUGUGUGUGUGUGUGUGUGUGUGUGUGUGUGUGUGUGGCGGAGGGUGUCGGGGGGUCCAGAGAAAAGUGCUCAGGCGUCAAACUGCAUCUGGACUCUGGUUGAGAAACUGAGGACCCCGGGGGGACGCUGCCCUCCCCGGCACAUGGGAGCCCGUGCACGCUCCUCAGACAGCCCGGCAAUAAACGGUGUGGUUGCGUGGA
Messenger RNA from Sorex araneus (European shrew), 3737 nucleotides. It is a transcript of the gene FHIP2B, whose product is annotated as FHF complex subunit HOOK interacting protein 2B. NCBI's taxonomy places the organism in Eukaryota, Metazoa, Chordata, Mammalia, Eulipotyphla, Soricidae. The coding region runs from base 281 to 2326 and encodes 681 amino acids. The transcript has 17 exons. The record is from RefSeq and is a predicted model, not a curated record.